Lathyrus oleraceus (garden pea) is the source of this 2340-nucleotide messenger RNA. RefSeq lists its product as uncharacterized. The record is from RefSeq and is a predicted model, not a curated record. The coding region runs from base 1 to 2340 and encodes 779 amino acids. The transcript has a single exon. Gene Ontology annotation, molecular function: zinc ion binding. Lineage: Eukaryota; Viridiplantae; Streptophyta; Magnoliopsida; Fabales; Fabaceae.
AUGGCUCAAAGAAAUUUAAUUGUUUCUAUCCAUUCCGAAGGGUCACUUUUCACAGAUUCAAGUGAGGGAUUCUCAUUUUGCAAUACGAAUUUAACUAUGUUCAAAAUCCACAUCAACUCCGACUUUCAUCAUUUAAAAGACCGUAUUGAAAAGAAGUUGCAACGUUAUGUUGAAGACAUCAUUUAUCGUCAACCAUUAUUUAAUGGAGAUGAUAAUACCGUCUUUCACAUAAUGACACUGAUUAAGACCGACGAAGAUGUCAGGUCGAUGUUUCAAUGUCAUGUAACAUUAUCUCAAUUACCCAGCAUUGAGAUAUAUGUUCGUCUAGUCGAUAAUCUUGAAGAACAACCGAGUGACAAUGAAGAUGUUGAGGAACAACCGUCUCACAACGAAAAUCACGAUUAUCCAACGCAAUCUGUACAGUCACACGACUAUGGAAUGAGUCAAGCCAUUGACGAAGAGCCGACUCAAAAUAAUGAACCUUUCAUACCAAAUGAAGAGGUGGGUGAGAAUAGUGAGGAUGAUCUUGAGGAGGUUCGAUUUGAAGAUCUAUUCGGUGUUAGCGAUGACGAUGGCAAUGAGGAAAUAUUCGACACACCGGCCGUUGCACUAAGAGCGCAACCAAUUAGUUUGUACAACCCACCUGCGCACAUGCAAAACAUAAGUUUGGAUGAUGCCGAACCAAUCUCCGUUUUCAGCAGUUUCAUACCAACUCACAACUUUGACGAAAUAGAGGAGGGCAUAGAGUAUGAAGAUAAGGAAGAGUGUCUUCUGGCGUUGCAACAAUGGCAUAUAAAACGUAGUCUAGAUUUUUCUGUGGUUAAAUCUGACAGUGUACGUUUUGUCAUCAAAUGUAGAAAUUCAACAUGCAAUUUCAAAUGCAGGGUCUCUUUGCGCAAGGGCAACUCAAGGUGGAGAGUUGGUAAGUCUAGUGGGCCUCAUACAUGCAUAACCACUUCCAUGUCACAAGACCAUACAAAACUCAGUUCAGAAAUGAUUAGCAAGAGCAUAAUGGAGCUUGUAAAUCGGGACGCUUCUCUUAAGGUGAAGGUUAUCAUCGCUCAUGUUAUUAAGAAAUACCGGUAUAUCAUAUCAUACAAAAAGGCAUGGAUUGCAAAGUGUAAGGCAAUUGAGUCGCUGUAUGGAAAUUGGGAGACAUCUUACAACGAUCUUCCGCAGUGGAUACUGGUAAUGAAAACAUAUCUACCAGGUACCAUUAUAGAAUUACAAACCCUACCUGUGAUUUCAAAUGAUGGUUCAUACUUGGGUGACCAAAGGAUAUUUCAUCGUCUGUUUUGGGCGUUUAGACCAUGUAUACGUGGCUUCGCGUAUUGUAAACCAAUUGUGCAGGUUGAUGGAACUUGGUUGUAUGGCAAGUACAGAGGGACUCUGCUGAUGGCUGUGGCACAGGAUGGGAACGGGAACGGGAACAUAUUUCCGAUAGCGUUCGCAUUGGUUGAAAGUGAGACAAAGGAAGCCUGGAGUUUCUUUCUUAAGAAUUUGAGAAUGCAUGUUACCCCCCAAGCAAAUCUAUGCCUAAUAUCAGACAGGCAUGAAUCAAUAAAGAGUGCAUACAACAACCCGGAAAAUGGAUGGCAGUUUCCUCCUUCAUCACACGUCUAUUGCAUUAGACAUAUCGCGCAAAACUUCAUGCGGGAGAUUAAAGACAAGGAUCUGCGGAAAAUAGUUGUUAACAUGGGUUAUGCGUUAACAGAGGCAACGUUUAACUACUAUCGGGGGGAAAUCCGAAGAACAAACAACGAUACUUUAUCAUGGAUAGACAACAUCCCUUGCGAGAAGUGGGCAAGGGCAUUUGACGGAGGGCAACGCUGGGGUCACAUGACAACUAACCUAGCAGAAACAAUGAACUCGGUGCUAAAAGAAACCCGGAACCUUCCAAUCACUGCAUUGGUCAAAUCUACGUACUAUCGUUUAGGAUCACUAUUUGGUAGAAGAGGCCAUCAGUGGACAAAAAUGUUAGCCUCUGGGCAGGUUUUCACUGAUAACUGCAACAAGGGGAUGGCUGAGGAAGUCAUCAAAGCUAACACGCAUAACGUCAUGCAGUUCGACCGAGAGAGAUUUUAUUUCAUGGUGCAAGAGAAGAUUAAUCAUAACGACGAUCGACCAACCGGAACGUUCAGCGUUGAUAUGAGGAAACAACACUGUGACUGUGGGAAAUUUCAGGCAUUUCACUUACCUUGCUCCCAUGUAAUCGCAGCAUGUUCGAGCAUACGCCAGGACUAUUCCAUUCACAUUCCAGACGUCUUCAAAAUUCUUAACGUCUUCAAGGUCUAUCAGGAGAGUUUCCUAGGACUUCCCUAUGAGGAGAAUUGGCCAUAA